AUGACAAAGCCAUGUAAAAUACAUAGUUAUAGUGAUGGAGAUGUUAUAUUAACAGUCGAGGAUACAUCAUUUCAGUUACAUAUAAGUAUUUUAUCACUUGCAUCAAAAGUUUUCGAAAAAAUAAUUGGAUUUAGUGUAGAAAGAGAUUUAAGUAGUGGAUUAAGGAAUAACUGUGCAUGUGUUCAAAAAGAAAAUUAG
Molecule: messenger RNA, 198 nt
Organism: Entrophospora sp. SA101
Lineage: Eukaryota; Fungi; Glomeromycota; Glomeromycetes; Entrophosporales; Entrophosporaceae
Source: the annotation of a GenBank genome assembly